Amoebophrya sp. A25 is the source of this 10473-nucleotide messenger RNA. The record is from the annotation of a GenBank genome assembly. NCBI's taxonomy places the organism in Eukaryota, Dinophyceae, Syndiniales, Amoebophryaceae.
GGCGGGUUCGUAGAGUAUAGCGUGAUAGAGGAACACUAGGCUCCGCCUGCCGCCGGUUUGCGAACUGGAUAAAGCUGAGGCCGCUCUUUCAGUAGCCCCAGGAUACAAAAAAAAAAAAGUUUCCGGAUUUUCUGAAAUCUCCAAAUCGAAAUCCAAAUGUUGGUCAUGUAUCGGUCUUGUAUCGUAUGAUCAUCUACUGUAUGAUGUAUCGAUACCUGUAGUUGUAUGCUGCUCGGUCCAACAACGCUGUCCACUUGGUUGGAGCAUCGGUCAUCUAUGUGCUGUGAAGGUUUGUAGAUCGCCACCACCUCGUCUCUCUCGUCACCCUCGAGAACCGCCCUUGCGUACCGAAGCCACCACCUAGUUGACCUAUUGUCAUCCACAUUUUUUCAUCAUAGGUGAAACAAUUCAAUCAUCCUCCGACAUCUACUGCUUCUAGUUCCAUCUUUCUACUAGCAGAAGUUGUUCUGUUUUUACAAGUCAUAACUAUCCAGUAUAUCCCAUUUGGCUAGUAGUAGUUGUUGUAAAACAAUGUAGUUCAUCUUGACGAUGAAUGUUAACGAAGUUGCGUCAUCCCUAGAAGGAGUUCAAUCUUAUUUCUCCAGAUGGUGAGCCCCCUCAACAUGAUGAUGAAGCAACUCUUCGGUCGUGUUUGCUCGACGUAUUUGCUUCUCUACUCCGCUGGAAGUGGAACAACUUCUACGGAUCUACUAGCAGAUGCAAAAUCGUGGCUACGUCCAGCUUCUGAGCAACUACAAGGGGUGUCUCCGGAUGAUGGUGGUGGAGACUCUAAGUCUGCUCCAGAUGAUGGUGGAGACUCUAAGUCUGCUCCAGAUGAUGGUGGAGACUCUAAGUCUCCUAUGCCAUCUAGAAGGUUUAGAAGUACAACUGCCAAGUCCAACUUACGCGUUGUGCCUAUGGACAACAAGCCUAAUAUCAUCCGUGGACAGGUAAGUGGCGACGCAAAUGAUUAUACAGAACAACAACAGGAUCUUCAUGACAUCAACAGCGUCUUUCAUGAUGAAAAGGAACAGGAUCUUGGAAAAAAAGUCGAGCAGUAUCAUGACGAGUAUGAUCAACCCUCUCCACCAUCGAACAUUAUUUUGAGGGGAACCAGAAGAACCACGCUAAAAAAUGACUUUGGUGGAGUAAGAAGUAGUAGCUCCAAGAACUUUCUCUUGAGGAAGAGGAGCAAUGCCAUGACUACUACAACUAGUAGUACAACUUCUCUAAGUACAACUUCUAUUCAACAGAAGAUGUUUAGAGAAGCAUCUCCUCCAGUCGUAGAAGAUGGAGAUGGGCAAACGGAAGGACAGCAAAUAAUGGUCGUAGGGGAGGUAGAUGUCACAGAUGUCACGGUGGUAACAACUAGAGGCUCCUCUGGUAGUACAAGAUCGCGAGAACAAGAAGAGAGUCACAGUAGCCAGAUGUCAAGAACAUCAUCGUCAACAGCCAUGAUCUCGGAAGGUCUCCACGAUUUUUUCACCACGACAACAGGUCGUGUAUCUUCGAUGUUCAACUUUCGUUUUUCUGCACCAAGUAUGUUGAGUACUGCACCAUUCUUUUCGACAGCGUCGACGUCGUCAACGGAUGCCGCGGGUACUACAACAGCUGAUAAUAGUGAGAAAAUUUUUCCUGAAGCGCAAGAUGUAGAUGGUCAUGGUCAAGAAGUAGAUGCUGAAGUUGGCGAGCCUCCAUCACCUCCACGUCGACCAGAGAAUCUGCGAGGAGCAUUGCUGCCUUCAUCUCGCCAGAUGAACAAUGCAACGAAUGCAACUGAUCGCAACUACAAAAAUGCAACAAGAACGGAAGACUCGACCACUACUUCUGCAACGGAAGACGCGACUUCUACAACGUUACUCAGCGGUGAUUACAGGCAUAACACGAAUGGCACCAGUUCCAGUUGUACACCUAGUUGUAUAGGAGUAAACAAGAACAAGCUGCAUGAAACGGAGCAAGUCGUGACAACGAGGUCCUUUCGUUCUUCGCGAUCCAUGAAUAAGAGCCAUAAUGCUCAGGGAGAUGCUUCUCUGGCUGUUGGUGUUAAUCCUCCUCGCGAUGAAAGUGAAACCUACCAAGUAGCCAAUGGAGUCGUGAUGUCUAUGCUGCAGCGCAUGACCCAGUCUGUGACUGAGUAUCUGUAUAAUUUAAGGCUUCCUUGAUACAAUUCAAAGUAAGUUCCAACGGUCAACAUUCCCUUCGUUCUGUUUAUUUCUUCUUGACUUCUAACAGUUAAAAAAAUGGAAUACUGCUAGUAGAGUAGUAAUAAGGAUCUAUUCGCCAUGUUGGAUUUAGUAGUAGAAAUUGGUUUGUCAUCCGUAGGGAAGCCGUUCUGGCACUUAUCUUACGCUUGACGCGUCAUUAACUACAAGGGUGGAAGAAUAGAAAACAAUGGCUUUGUCUUUGACGAGUUCUAAUGUAUCGUAAUAAGCUGGACCAAGGCACUCACGUCGACGAAGGUUCGGAAAGUGAGAGAAUGGGCUGUUGCGAGGAUCUCUGGGAUUGCAGUGAAAACAAGGAUAAGAAAAACAUUAAGGCUAAGUAGUACACUUCAGAACACUUACACUUCAGAGCAUAAACCGACUAUCCGCCACGAGCAGUUACUUACAUACUAGUUGUUACUACUGUACUAUUCGGUAAUGCACGACUCAGUUCUUUCUAUUUUAUGCGCUUUCGUGAGGGAUGUGUCUCAUUCUCACUUAUCGAGGCCAUUGAACAUUUUUGAACGGAUCAUGGUUGAAUAAAAUACUUACUUAGAAAUACGUCUGCUUCUUGCGGUUCUCAUUUAUCAUCUCUUCCUCUCUCUUGUUCCUCUACAUUGAAUGCUGUAAUCAUAAUGUUGGUAGUAGUUUCAGUUUGUUCUUCUUCUAAUUGUGGGAAAAGCAAGAACAAGGACAAGAGAGCACGAGCAGCACCGGCACCGGAGGUGGUCAAAUCCAAAGCUGCGCCGAGGAACGGCCAGCCAGUUGCUGAGAUCAAGGAGGCUACUCCUCCACCACCAGACGAUUAAGGCUAGCACCUUGAUGUCCACAGGCGAGGAACAACAUAAUAUCCUGUCCUCCAUGCUGCUUUUAUCCCCUAUAUUAGAAUACUUUAGAAGAUCCACCUCGGGUCUCUUAGUUAUGAAUUAUAUGAAUAUUCAACGAGAAUAAUGAAUGCUCCUCCCCCCGAAUGUGCAAUGGCUUCAACAUCUACCUAGUACUACUAGCGAUGUAUUAGGGCAAAGAUCUUUCAGCAGCACGACCAUAAAUUUGAUGGGUGUAGUAGUUCCAGUUGUACGAAGGAUCCACAUCCGACACUUCCGUUAAUCAUUGUACUGAGAAGUACCUUCGCUGCACCGAGUACUUAUAAUCAGAACAACCUAAUUACAAGCAACUUUUCUUUUCCUUCCAUCAUAAGCAUGCACCUGCUUGUUCCAACUAAUUUUAGUAAUAACUUGAUGUGCUUUCUCUAACGAAAGGGAAAACAGCCUGCAAAAAUAAACAAGCCUUCUUUGAAAAAGGGUAGCAAGGAGCAAUCACAACCACCGAUUGCCACAUUAAGUAAUGUGAAGAAAAAGAUUCUGAAAAUUUCCCCGAAAGGCAAGAAGCCCAAGUUAUGGCCAACAUUUAGUGUCCAUCUUUCUCGGCAUCUUGGUCCCCUUUUGCCUUAUAUAAUACAAGGGGAAAGGGGUCGAAAUGGGGAGACCAAGACGGAAUAUAGCUGAUUCUAACCAAGCAGGGAGGCGCAGAGGCUGAGCAGGGAAACAUUGUGGCAACGGAAGGCGAGGAGCGCCAUACUGAGGCCCAACAUACUGUUAAGGCCCCUGUCACUAGUAUUUAAUUCAUCUUUCAAGUGUUGGGUAUCUUGAGGAGGUGGCUGGGCGGGUAAUAUCCUCGCAGGGGACGACGAAUACCCUACUCCCAGUUGCGUACUUUUCAAGGAUAAUCUUCAUCAUGCACAGUCACCACACACUACACACAGAGGAACUAGUUGCACAUCUGAGGACAGCCCUAAUACAAAUGCUGCAGAUCGGUCGGAGCAAUUGCAUACUUCUACGAGUAAGAAAGCCAAAACUCCUGCUCCGCCAAAGCAUGUGGAGGAGAAAAACAAAAAAGCCAAAGAAGACCAGUUGGCGCGGCAAAAGGAGCAGCGGGAGGCCAAACUACGCAAAGAACAAGAAUUAAGGUUUUUACUGACAAACUCAUUCUCAUGUGGACUAUCUAUGUAUGCUCCUGACAAACUCAUUCUCAUGUGGACUAUCUAUGUAUGCUCCUGAGAAAUGCGUUCCCCUUCAUUUCAGAUAGAAACUACCAAGGGAGAAUAGACUUGGUAAGUGAAGUAGAAAAGGCCACCGCCUCAUUUUGGUUUAGUGGUUUAUAGGCGUUGGCCUGUUCACUUAUCAAUCAAGGACCCACUUGGCCAGGACUAGGGACUCUUGGCUACCUCUAAGAGAAGCACUAGCGAAGCAACAACAAGCGCAAGAAGCACUACGAGUCCAACAGGAAGAGAUUGAUAGGCAAAAAUUCCAGGCUCAACAAGAUGAGCUGGCGCGGCAACAACAAGCGCAACAACAAGCGGAAGAGCAGAGAGCGGUAGCGGAGCAGCAAGCGCAACACUUAAGGCAUUAUCGAUCUUCUGCAAAAGUAAAUAGUCAUCUUCCAUAUUUGACAUUCAUACAUGCCUCUCUUCUCCUAACCUAUAUCUCUCAGACUUCUUGUUUUUGAAAUUCAAAAUGCAAAGAAGAGAUGAUAGAAAACGGGGACCACAAAAGAUGUGUCCUCAACAAGAACAUCUUUGUAGGAUUAUACAACUUCAACUUAUCAAUCUGAGUUAGAUUUCGAAAUAUUCUCCUACGUAGGUCCGAGUGCACAUCUUCCGGGACAACUAGGACAACUCUCACUCUAUACCCUAUGUAUGUACAUAUGUACUAGGGAGGGAGGCGAACAAAGAUAGGGAGGGAGGGGUAUCUAAAUAAGUAGAUAUCCUCCUACGUAGGUGUUCUGUUGCUGUUCGUGGUCUAAAACAUCAAGCAGCGCAGCAAGCUCAGCAACAUCAUGGAGUUGUAGAAAAGGAGGAAGCAGCGCUUCCAGAUGAACUACAACAAGUAGAAAAAGAGGAAGCAGCGCUUCCAGAUGAACUACAACAAGUAGAAAAAGAGGAAGCAGCACUUCCAGAUGAACUACAACAAGUAGAAAAAGAGGAAGCAGCACUUCCAUUAAGGGAAAGGGUACGUUAAAGGUGUUCCUGUUUUUUCCGUUUGCUUUACCUCUCCUACGGGAGAAAGGCAGAACAAACGGGAAACAUGAACACCAAAACCCUAGUACCUCUAACCCCAGAGGAAGUACAACAAGAACAAGCGGCUGCACAAGUAUCUUCCGGUGAAGUCACGAAAAGAGUAUGCAUGUAUUCACUCGGAAUGUUAUGACUUGCGCACCCACUUAUAGUCUUAGAUGUAUUCGAAGUCUUUAAAUGAGCGAGAAAGUUCAAGGAUAGCACUCUGGUGGAGCAGCACUCUUAGAGCAGUGCACUCGGUUACUUCAUUAUUUCGAAUAGAUCAUGUAGCUGAACACGACCGACCGACUUACCCACUAGUAGAUGUACGUAAGUACGAAGAGGACUGAGUCAACAUCUGUGAACUUUUCAUAUUCUUUCAUGGAAAGCGACUAUGAAUGAGAAUUAUAAUCACAAUCAUGCUUCUUGAGGUCCUUAGUUGAGUGAUGUAUUAUUUGGCAAUACUUGUGUUUGUGAUCAUUCUAAGUAACCAUCAUUCUUUCGAUUUUUGAUCAUAUUUUUUUAAUAUUUAGGUUCAAUAUGAUCAAUCUUCUGCCUCUAGUAGCGUAGCUUUUCCACAAGAAUCGACGAGGAGGUGGACAACUUAGUUUUUUGUUUCUCAGAAUUUCUCUAAUCCAUUAUCUGGACGACUGGACCCGUUUCCCACCAGAGCAGAGUGGCUUAUUAAGGCUAGACACUCACUACCUGAGGCUAGACACCCACUAUUCUCAAUCAGUGGUGGAUGGUGUCAUUACAUUCUCACUCAUUGAUGUCUUGAAUCAUGUGCUGAGGUGGCAUUAUCAUCCUUAGUCAUUGAGUUCACUGAGAAGUGAUGAAGGAUCUAGUACUUACGCAUGCAGAAUCCGAUGAAAAUGUGAACAGGCCAACCAGCGAACAGGCCUCUGAUAGUACAUUUAAGUGAACUUACUAAACCCCGAUGUCUGAAGUCCGAUACAACAGUAGUGAACUAUAAUGAAGCUAAACGAAGCUCCACCACUAACUAAGGGACAGGUAGUGAGUCGUGUCUAGCAUUAAGUGUCACGUUUGUGAUUCCACAGGGAGACGGAAUAGGAGUUCCCGUUCCCCCAUUGGGGAGUGCUGAACGUUAAGAAAAAAUAUGUAUUAAAUGUGUAGUGUAAGAAAUUUAAGAAUCUGUAGAUGAGUUAGACUGUCAUCUUCGUUGGAUUUCAGAUGAAGACUCCACUUCCAGUUCUCCCAGUUGAUGUCGUUGGGCUCUCGCUAAGAAUGGAAUCAGCUUGACGCACAGUUGAGACGAGCCGACGAGUGUUAUGGUCACGCUAAUCAUCUUUUAGCAUAGAUGGAAGAACAAAGCAAGGAGGUGGAUGCAAGGCUUCAUCUUAAAGGCACGACCAUACAAGUGGAUGAAAGGGUUCAUCUUUCUUUCUUAAAGACGGUGGCUCUUACUUAUAUAUUUUUCACCAUUUUUUGGCUUAGUUAGCUCCUUUUGUGUAAAUUAGGCGUUGGCCUCUUCACGACGACACACCUAUCUUGUUCACUGAAGGAGGAGGGAGGAGUGACAAUAGAAGCACUCCUCACGACGUCGACCUUGGUGGCUGUUGGCUUUGAUGUACUGUUGGUGUAAAAAUUUGGUUUCCUCAUCUAAAACAAGGGACACCGCCAUCACCCUGGCAAGCGGUUCUACGUGAUGUUAUGGUAAACAUUUGAAGUGUCCAUCCUUGGCUCGGCAACAUCUUGGUAGGUACGUUUUUGUUCCCCUGUAUUAAUAUAAUUCCUAUGUUGAAACAAAUGAAUCAUGAGUACAAGGGUAACAAAUACAAUGGGGUCGACGAGAUCGAGAUGUUGAGGGGAGCGACCACAAGAUGGACACUAAAACUAAAUGUAGUAGAAGACUCUAAUUGUGUUCGGUUAUUAUCCUCGAAUCUCGGAGUUUACAGAGAAGGCGCCUCUCGACCCCAGUAAUCCGGACAAGCAUGGCCACGGGUUUACAUUAAGGCUCGUUGAAGCACUUUUUCGUAUCUGCACACUCACAUCACUCUAUUCACUGAAGAAUUCAGCACAUGAAGAUUUCAGGAAGAAAUAUCGUGUCCUCAAAUAGGUAAGUGCGUAGGCAUUAUUCUUUUUCUUGGUUUUACGUGAUUCUACCACACAGCGGAAAAAGUUGAGUAGUGGCACUGGCAUCAAAUAUGAAUUGUUGCAACUACGACCUGCUCUAAUUCACGGGUUACUACCUGGGCAUUUCAUGACUUUUUCCGACAUAGCUCGCGACGAGGAGAAGGGCGACUACGGAGCUGCUGAAUUCGGAUCCGCUUCUUGGAUGUUUCUUAAGAUUAGACUGGAACAAUAUGCAGCCGGUCGCUGUACUACGUAAGUUAUAAACUUUCUUUACCUUUGUGCUCUCUUUAUUUGUUUUUCCUAUUCAGGCUGGCUCCACAACUAUUAUAGAUGCUUCUCUUACAAAAUCGGUUCCGAUUUACUAGUCGCAUCCUGUAUUUUUACUAGUUAAUAUAGAACAAUGUCAAAAAUAGAACAACCAGUACCAACAUACUCUUUUUCUCGAACCAUACAAAUGACUAGAGUAUGCAUGUUCUAAUCUGACAGUGAACACGCAGCCAAGCUACCACCGACUCCACGACUGGGCAGAAGGAUGGGUGCCUGAGGUUCCACGUGGUCAGAUCACCCUUUACGUUUACGGAAAGCCGCCGAACCUUACUCCCGUUGAGGAGCUUUUUUUAUGUCUUGGACAUGGACGUUCACGUUGAAUCUUAUUGUAGUACUAAAAUACGCAUCCAACCGGGGAGCAAGAACUUGUGAUUGUUAUACUAAACUACUUGUCUCAAUAUUAUUAAUUCUACGACGUGCCUUUUUAACACGAGGCUGGAGGUGGACAAUGACAGACUCCCAUUUUUUUUGCGGAGAUUAUUGCUCGUUUAGUGAGUCUUUCAGUGGAUGUAAUAUAGGCUGUAGAAUUAUCAGAUUGUCAGCUUAAUAUGUAAUUUUGAUAUGUUCCUCAAAUCAGUGGCCACUUUAUGUCUAGGAGUUGUGCGAGAUUUGAUACGUAAGUACAUACUUACUACUAGUUAAUAUAAUGAGUUCAAUAUUGUAGUUGUCCUUGCCCUCCACCUCCCUCAGGACAAAAAAGUGGAUACUUGAAUGAGUCACCACGCUCCUGCACGACAAGUUUUCUAAUUCAUUGAGUUUUUCAUUCAGCAUCCUCUGAGUCUUUCUUUUCAUCAACUAGCAGGGGGCUCCACCAACGUCCUAUCCUAACUGUAUCUUAGUCUUGGUCUUAGCCCCAGCACUUCACUCGAGGUUAUGCCAUCACAUGAGGCACCGAACUCUAAUUCUUGGGCCGGCUAACGACUUACUGUGUCGCGAGCAUCCAGGUUACACUUACAGAUCUGAAACGACUCAUACGAUUCAAACGACUGAGCGACAUUUGUAAGGCGAAAACAUGGUUGGUGGUCACUAGAAGGUGUAAAAACAAGUAUCUAUAUUAACAAGCUGGAUAAUCUUCUCGUAAUAGUCAUAGUGGUCAAUGUAGAACUACUAACUAUUACCAACAUUAUUGAAUAAUGGGGCCGGGCUGACAGGACCACGGCAGCGCCGGCGCUUACUUAGUAGCUGUAGAGAUGUGCUUUUCCUGACCUCUCUUUUUUCGGUUUUUGUCUUUUCUAGUUAGGCCUGCUCCACCAACAUUAUUUGAUAACGACAAUAGCAGUUCUACAAGUGUCCUAGGGCCUGGCAUGCUUGCCAGUGACACUCUCCAUGGAAUGGAAAAAAAAACACUCCUAUCUUAUCGUUCUGAUGACGAUGAGUUCAUCCAGUUAUAAGUAGCUGGAGAACUACCUUGCCUUUCCUAGUUAGGUUGGCUCCACCACUAUUUUUAUAAUAAUAAUCAUAAUCAUAAUAAUGAAAUUAUAACGUCUUCUAAUCGCCUUUGCCGCUUGGUAAAUUUUUGGACGCUCAGAUGCAGCACGACAGCCUAGAUGCCGCACUUUCCUGGACGGUCCUUGCAGCUUAUAAAGUAUUGAUUAAUACACUCUCAGUCAUGAAAAUGAUGGAUCUCUCUCUUCAAAAACAACCUACUACAUUUUAGCAGCUCCUAGAACGAAGUACUUACAAGAAAUGCGAGUAGAAGUACCAAGACGAUUACUCGUUACUCUUAAUAUGAAAAUGAAUAAAACUGCAAAUAACACACACAGGUUGAAGAAGAUAUGCCUGCCGAUCGCAAUUGAAGCCAUGAGGAGAAUUUGAAUGCAUGAUCGACUGCAGAUGGGUAGAGGUGAUUUAGAUGAAACGCAGAUAAAUCACAUGCCAUCAUGAGUCAAGAACAUGCGAACAGUUAAUAUUAAGGGUUGGGGAAGUUGACCUCUCUAUCAUGAGCAUCUCUAUGGCUUCUCCAAGUACGAAAGCCAUAGACUUUCGAGCUGGAGAGCUGGAGAGGUCAACUCUCAACCCCUAAUAGUAGGGGAGGAUAUUCAAUUGCAAAGGGAGAUUUAAGAGGAGGAGGAGGAGAAGGGGGACUGAUAAAUCACAAUCAGCUUUCAUGAUUACUAAACGGAAGAGAUGAUGAAGGAGAUUUUCACCAGAUUAAUGACUAUUUUUUUCCAGGGGGUAAAUGAGAAAGGAAAAGCGAGAGUGCUGUACUUGUCGGUUGUACUUCUCGAAAAGCUGCUACAUUUUUAGUACCAGGAGACUAGUAAUAGAACAACAAGUAGAAGGGACACGAGUGAGUGAAACAGGAAAAGAUGAUAUUUUCAUCAUGAGAAAAUGGACAUCAACAACAUGAGCAUUCUUUAUUGUGAUUACGGACGCUGUACAUACUAUUUGAGUAGACUUGAUUUUGGUGGGAGCAAAAAUACUUUUUAGGGCAAUAGAACAAGAACUAAUAAUAUAAAAGAACCAGACACACGACAUACUUCUAGACACACGACACAUACAUUGAUUUAAGGUGCACACUGUCCUCAUCGAAAUUGAUCCAUGGAUUUAAACUACGUAUAAGCAGUACAAAGUAAGUAGAGCAGCAACAUAGGAAUUCAUGUAUACUCCGUCGGGAAGAUGUAUAACUCAACAACUAGAACGAGCAUCAAACAUUUACUAUGCACAGGACAUAAAUUGAGUAACAACGACGACGCAUGAGAGUUUGUUGUCCUCACCAAGAAUAUCAGUAUGUUGGAAAAAAGGACAAGGAAAAGGGAAAGCGGUGACGACACCAGAACAACCACGUUGAUGAAAAUA